This is a messenger RNA of Zingiber officinale, 3354 nucleotides long. RefSeq names its product polyadenylate-binding protein-interacting protein 4-like. Gene Ontology annotation, biological process: cytoplasmic stress granule assembly. The transcript is spliced from 15 exons. Lineage: Eukaryota; Viridiplantae; Streptophyta; Magnoliopsida; Zingiberales; Zingiberaceae. Gene Ontology annotation, molecular function: RNA binding. The record is from RefSeq and is a predicted model, not a curated record. Gene Ontology annotation, cellular component: cytoplasmic stress granule. The coding region runs from base 1183 to 2961 and encodes 592 amino acids.
GUAUUCCCCUCCCCAUCCUUGCAAACUUCUACUUUUUCCGCCCCCUUUCCGACCAUCGAGAGCUUCCUGGUGCGGCGCCUGCAAGAGCGAAAUCUCUAGAUCGCGGGGCUCUCCCCUAAUCUCCGAACCCUCCGACCUCUCCGUGGUACCGUGCGCAGCGUGUGAGCGAGUGGGCUUCCUGCGCGUCGUCGAGGACGAGGGAUCGCGUGUGCUAUAGGUCGGCGACGAAGAGGAGAAUUGGUGAACGAAGCGGAACAGGCUUGUCUUUUCCUUACGAUCUGAGAUCUGCAAUCUUCUCUCUUUCGCCGGUCGAUUUCUUCACAAUUUAUUCUAGGGUUUCUCAUCGCGAGUCGAGUUUAUAUACAUAACAUAUAUCAAUGCUAUGUUUGGUUUAUCCCAUAACAUGGUCACCAUAGACAACAUCGAUGGCACUUUGUAAUUGCAUAUAAGUGGAUAAGAACACUUCAGUAACAUCUGGAUUCUACUGCUUCUAGAUAUGUUUUUAUAUAUAUAUAUAUAUAUUUAAUAAAGAGAACAGCUUUCAUAUGGCGGUAUAACAAACAUCAAAUGAUUAGGUAGGCAACAUGACUUGGCAGUUGUAGAUAAACCAAACUCCUUAUUUAAGCUCAUUUGUCAAACCCCUCCACGAUAUUGUUUCUUCCUCAUUCCAUAUUGCAGUAACCUGCUUGUUGAGUAUAUUCAUCAAUGAACUUACUCCAAUAAGUCAAGUUUUUGGAUAGACACACUUUCCAAAUUGAACUAAUCUUCUCGUUUUGCACAUGCAGCAAUCAUCAUAUGCUUCUUCCUUCUUUGUCCAUUUUGCCCUCUCUCAGCCACAAACAUUAAUAUUUUCCAAUCUGCUCUCUCCAAUUCAUCAUAAUUACUUCUAGGAUUACUUAUCGGUUGAUCAGAACCCCCUGACUAUUACAUUGUUUCAUAAUUUUCAUCCUUAAAGUGAUGACAUUGUUUACCUUUUCUCUCUUUUUAAAAAUCUUUUACUUUAUGAUCCUGAUUUCCAUAUGUGCUUAGGUGUUGGCUACUUUUUUGUGCUACAUGAGAUGUCCUGAGUAAAGAGUGCCCCCAGUUAUCCAUUCUCUGUCUUCCUUGCAGCUAGGAAGGAUCUUCUACCCAACAACAGGAGCUUCAUUGAGGUUCCUAUUAAAGAAGAAAUCAAGACUGGGAAUGAAUCCUCAACAAGGUAGGGCAUCUACUAAUGGAUAUAGCCGCCGAAGAGUUGAUACAAUGACAGGGUCUAAGAUGGAGAAUAAGAUGCAACCAAAGAAGUCAGCCUCUCCUAACUUUGCAGGAAAAAUUACAGGCCCAUCACGUGAUCGGCUGAUAUAUGUUUUGUCAUUUUUGAUUGGUCACCAUGUUGAAGUCCAUGUGAAAAAUGGAUCUAUAAUUUCAGGAAUCUUUCAUGCAACAAAUGCUGAUAGAGACUUUGAAAUUGUUCUGAAAAUGGCUCAAGUGGUUAAGGAUGCCUCCAUGAGAGAGCAGAAGUCUUCACGUGAUAAUAUCACAACCCCUCAGCUAAUGAUUGUGCCUACACGGGAACUUGUUCAACUUCUUGCAAAGGAUGUGUCACUUGAUGAAUUCACCAAGGGACAUUCCAAUGAGAAGGGCAAAGAUCUCUUGAUUGAUUCUGUUAUUUCUCAUUCUCAUCAUCUAGAGACAGAAAGAGAGCUGACGCCUUGGAUCCCUGAUGAAGAUGAUCCUGAAUGUCCUGAGCUGGAGAACAUAUUUGAUGGAACACUGGAUAGGAACUGGGAUCAAUUUGAAGCAAAUGCUGCUUUGUUUGGAGUAAAGAGCACAUUUAAUGAGGAAAUUUAUACUACUAAGCUUGAAAGAGGUCCUCAAAUGAAAGAGCGUGAAAAAGUAGCUUCAAGAAUAGUUAGAGAAAUAGAAGGACAGGAAGCCCAUGAUUUUCAUCAAGCUGAGGAAAGAGGCUUUAACUUCCAUGAUGAUCUUGAUGAGGAGAGUAGAUAUUCGUCUGUAUGUAGGGAAAGCAAUGAUACUAGAUUCAGAGAAACUGAGAACACCUGCAAUUCUGAAAUAUUUUCAGGAUCUGUAGGUGUCGUGACUUCUAAAUCAUACCCUGAACCUUCAAGCACCGAAGUCUGUAGUGAAGUGCAGGCAUUGCAGAAUGAAACUUUGGCAUCAUCUACUAGUUCAUCACUGGAUGAGGAUAAAUACUUGCACACUGACAAGGAUUUAGGUAUCUAUCCUGUUAGUGAUUGUAAUCACCAAGCAUCUGACCGUAUUACCCAGAGGUCCCCACCCUUGGAUGGUGAGAGCAGGUUGGACUCAAAUCAGAAAGACCAAAGUGACAAGAUCGAGAAUAUAGUUCAAGAUUCUCGGGCAUCUGAAGGAGGGUUUGAAGGAUUAUCUGCAAAUGGAACUUUGUGUAAUCCUUCAUCUUCUAGUCAAGGAGAUAUAACUAAUGAACCUUCAGAUUCUCAAGUCCUUGUUAAUGUGUCUACUGCUAUCAAAUCAGUAGCUUCUAGGGUAAGACCAGGUAGUUCUUCAAACCAUGUGCCUGCUGAUAGUGCACCAAAUCAGCCUGGUUUAUCCCCAAGCUCCUCCAGUGGAUCACUUUCAUCUGAAAAAUCAACUCUUAACGUGAAUGCUAAGGAAUUUAAACUCAAUCCAAAUGCUAAGAGUUUUACUCCGUCAACAUCUGCAAGGCCACAAGCAGAAGUAUCUGAUGGGUCUUUCUAUUAUCCUAAUAAUGUAGCUUCUCUUCAACCUAUGCACGGUCUACCUGUAGGAAUGGGGGUUGCUCCAUUUGGCCAUCAGCCUGUUUUUUACAAUCCUCAUGCUCCACCAAUGCAAUCCUCCCAAGCAUAUAUUCACCCUAACGGGUCAAUGUAUGGGCAGCAAAUGAUUGUCGGACAGCCUCCACAAUUUUAUUAUGUGCAAGGCUAUCCUCCUGAGAUGCAGCAUAAAGGGAGGAAAUAUUGAAGUGUUCUAAUUCAGCGGUGAUAACGCUGACUCAGUGGAUUUCACCUGUUACCUGCAUUUUCUGAAGGAACAAACAUUGUGGCACGUGUUGGCGAAGGCGCUUACAGGAGUUGAUUGAUUUCUUACUGACCUGCAUUGUAUGGUGGUACUAUAACGAUUUUAAAUCGCAGCAGGUCACAGAUGUUUCCAUGAGUUGGAAAUAGAGUUUGUAUGUAAAGACUACUUAAGCAGCAGAACAAUCUUCUCUUCUGAGAUAUCACUGCUGUUCUGCCUUCUGGUCAGUUAUAUUGGUGUUUGUGCUGAUCAAAAUAAACCUAAAAAAAAAAGUCUCAGAUAUUUAUUUGAUUGAACACACUAGUGAUGAAUUGCAUAGUUGGAUUGCAGCCUGAUAAA